UACGUCAUAACAAUGCGACGAAAAGCACGUGGGAAGUAAACACAUGAAACUUGCGAUAUUUUGCUAAAAUUGAGUGAAAUGGCACCACCAGCACAGCAAAAAAUGAAGACUAAGGGCACAUUUGACGGAAAACGUGCCAAUAGAAACCAACCCUACAAUCGACCAGGGGGCAAGAAGAAGUGGGUCUCUGAGCACAAAGUAUUCGACGGCAGUAUUGGAGAAGGUCAGGGCUUUGCCUUCAAAAGGAAGGAGAAAGUGAAACAUGAAUACAACAAACUGCUACGGAAGGAGAGGAGGAAGAACACAGAGCUCAAAAGCCAAUAUACAGAACAGUACCCCGAACAUCUGAGGCAUCUCUACGAGGCUGAGGCCGAGAAACUGAGGAAUGAGGUUAAGACCAACAGAAUCAACAGAACCAAAGCUAGGAUGGCUGGCGGUGGUGGUCCAGUAGAGGAGGAAGCAGCUCCCAUGGCAGUGAAUGAAGCCCCCACGGACCUAGCUACAUCCAUAGACCCUGCAGCUGAUGCUGGCAUCUCCUCUGACAAGACUGACUCUGCCUCACAGCCCACUCCAGCAGUAGCGGCCUCAAAGAAUGACAGUCUACCCAUGAGUAACCGGAGUAAAAAGAAAAUGCUGAGGAAGACUUCCUAUCAGAAAACAAAAGAGGAGUUUGAAAGUGUUAAAGAAAAGCAGAAGAAUAAGAAAGAGGAGUUUUUGAAGAACAAGGAGCAGAAAGAAGAAGCUAUCAAGAAGUACAAACAGAAGAAAAUGGAAACAUUUCAGAUGCUGAGCAAAAAGACGAAGAAGGGGCAGCCCAACCUGAACCUACAGAUGGAAUACCUGCUCCAGAAGAUUCAAGGGACCGGGCUGGGAAAAUGACCCGGAGAAAUGGACGUUGAAGGCUUCAAAUAGCAAAUAAACAGUGGAACUCUUAAUGUGAUGGUUUUAUAUCAUAGAUGAGUCUUGUUCUUCUUUUGUGAACUGCCAUUGUGAAUAGAUUGUAUCAUAAUAGAUUUUCAGACUUUUUAGCAGUUUAUUUACAUUUUGAACCACAAGGUGGCAUUUGAGAGAUGAGCUGUUCUUGUAAAAUAUUUAAAUAUUCCUUUCAAAUAGAAACCAUUUCUAUUAAAUGUUAAUAAAAGGUUGUAAGCGAA
This is a messenger RNA of Salvelinus namaycush (lake trout), 1154 nucleotides long. Its product is annotated as thyroid transcription factor 1-associated protein 26 homolog. The record is from RefSeq and is a predicted model, not a curated record. Lineage: Eukaryota; Metazoa; Chordata; Actinopteri; Salmoniformes; Salmonidae. Gene Ontology annotation, cellular component: nucleus. The coding region runs from base 79 to 879 and encodes 266 amino acids. The transcript is spliced from 4 exons.